Molecule: messenger RNA, 1457 nt
Organism: Strongylocentrotus purpuratus (purple sea urchin)
Lineage: Eukaryota; Metazoa; Echinodermata; Echinoidea; Camarodonta; Strongylocentrotidae
Product: 28S ribosomal protein S6, mitochondrial-like
Exons: 3
Coding region: 85-507 (140 amino acids)
Biological process (GO): translation
Cellular component (GO): mitochondrial small ribosomal subunit; ribosome
Molecular function (GO): small ribosomal subunit rRNA binding; structural constituent of ribosome
Source: RefSeq, a predicted model, not a curated record
CGUUCCAUACUUGUAGAGCUUAUUUGAGUGCAUGCAGUGAGAGAAACGAUCACGAGCUAAAUUAACUUCGAUUUCAUCUGCAAAAUGCCGGGAUACGAGGCAGCAUUGAUAAUGAGGGUCAUGAGGAGGCCCGAAAUGGUGGAUGCAUUGAAGCGAUCCCUCACAGAAGUGAUGGAAAAUGGAGGCAUUGUGAGGAAGAUAGAAAACCUGGGUGAAAAGCAGCUACCUUACCGUUUCACAGCUCAUCGGCAGAAUUUUAGCCAUGGACAAUACUUUGUGAUUGACUUUGAUGGCCCGCCGACCAUCGUCGAACCUCUCAGGGAGUACUUCCGUCGCGACAUUGACAUCAUCCGUCCAAGCCUCCUGAACAGGGUGUCCGAACAGUGGCCGGAGGACACGGUCUGUGAAGGACCCCAUGACGAGCGGUACAAUCCGGUGGUCAAGAGUGCCAAGAAACUGAAGGUCAAUGUGUUACAGGAAUUGGAGGAUGCAAACAUUAAACUAUGAUCGAGUCCUAAAUUGAGCGUUGAACAUUGGUCGAAAGACGCCGUCUGUGAAGAAACUUGUGAUGAGAAGUAUAACCUUGUUGUCAGGAAAUCUAAGGAUCUUGAAGGUCAAUCUUGAAGGUCAAUGUCUUCAAGAUCUGGAAGAUGCUAUAACAGUGAAGUUUGACAGCAUCUUGAAUUGAGUGUCUGAACUCUUUGAACUCUUUGACAAAAUCCCAAGAGCAGAAGAUCAGUGUCUUCAAGAACUGGUAGAGGCUAACAUUAGACAAUGACGUCAUCUUUGAUUGAGUGUCCAAAUAGGGCCUGAAGGACACAGUCUGUGUACAGGCUCUUUAUCAAAGGCCCCAAGAAAAUUGAGGCCAAUGUCUUACAAAUUCUGGAAGAUGCCAACAUUAAAUGAUGAAGGCAUCUUGACUUCAGUGUUUGGAAGACAAGUUUUUUUAAAGUUUUUGUUUACAAUCGGUUAAGUUUUGCUCGAUUAUGUGAGAAUUACUUACCAUCAAUAUGCAAGCUCAAAAUUAUCUUUGAGAAAUCUUGUCUGGGAAAAGCACAUUUUCCGGCAGAGUAGAUCAAUCAAAACUUUUGUAUAAGAGUCACUCGGACCAAAACUGUGUGGCAAAUUCACUGCUGUACUAGGUCAAAAUACACACCAAAAUCAGUAGAAGCAUGUUUCCAUUAUCUUUAUAAUUUGCUAUUUAAACUAGAAAAUUGAAAAUUAAAUUUUAAAUAAUUAUUUUCCUCACAUGUUUCAACUAUCCCGGACAGAUCGGGGUUGAUACGAGCAAAACCUAUAUAAGCUAGUUCUACACAUGAAUCUGAGCAAAAUCCAGUACAAGGUUAUUUCCAAUAACCUUGUUCAUGUAUUAGUUGAGUGGAUCAAUGAUGUAUGCAGUUGUUAUUGUCUGAAUCAUGUGAAUUUAUGCAAUAAAGAAAAAUUUAUCAUAUCUGGAA